Aspergillus ochraceoroseus IBT 24754 is the source of this 1993-nucleotide messenger RNA. RefSeq lists its product as uncharacterized. The transcript has 5 exons. Lineage: Eukaryota; Fungi; Ascomycota; Eurotiomycetes; Eurotiales; Aspergillaceae. Gene Ontology annotation, biological process: replication fork processing; resolution of meiotic recombination intermediates. Gene Ontology annotation, molecular function: protein heterodimerization activity; chromatin binding. The coding region runs from base 118 to 1527 and encodes 469 amino acids. The record is from RefSeq and is a predicted model, not a curated record. Gene Ontology annotation, cellular component: FANCM-MHF complex; Fanconi anaemia nuclear complex.
UCAACUCUUCCCUUGUCAUCGCAUAUUGGUCCACACCUAUUGUGGAUUGAAUUUCGGCGCUUCCGUUGUAUAUACGUUGGGUAUUCUGAUGCUAGGGGUACUUUGCUAUCCGCCUUGAUGUCAGCUACUCCAAACCGGCGCGGUCGCCGGCGCGCGCGGGAUUCUGAUAGCUCUGAAGCAUUCACUCCGGCCGGUGAUACAACACUCACGAGGCUGCAGCGACUUCCUAGUCAUACCCGGUAUCCUUCCACGCCGAGUCGACUUGCGUCAACGACGCCGUUAGCGAACAGAUCAGCUUCUCGGUGGACACCAGGGACCAGAGCUCCGUCAACCCCAUAUGGACUUCGCGCAAUGCAACGACGCGCGGCAAAUACCCCUGGUCGGGAUCGCCGGAAAAGUGGACGUGGUCCACGGGAAACAACGUUUGAUGUUCUGCGGAACCUAAGUAAAGCGCUUGCCCCCAUCUCACAACAGAUUCGUUCAUCGCCACAGGUACAGCCCGAAUUGGAGGUGGAACAAGAACUAGACGAGAUUGACGAGCUCGAUAAUGAACCGGAGAUUGAGCGACCACGGUUAUCCUUGCCGUUAGAAGAUGUCGAGGAAGAUGACGAGGGAAGCCCCGAGAUACGUCCACCUCGGUUGUCAAUGGCAUUAGAGGACGACGAUAUCACGCAUACUUCUGUCGAGUAUCCUCGAAGAGCUACUCUGGAUCGCGAUAGGGCGCGGCUAUCUAUGAUGAGUUUUGGUGGUGCUCGCCUUAGCGAGAAUUUCGGGGAUGCUACCAGGCUUGACAGCGACUCUGAGGGCGGCGAUUUCACAGGCUUAGUGCACGAUGAGGAUCGGGAUGAAACUGUCAUCAGCCAAGGCGCUUUUGAUCGGGGGGGAGAAACGGAAGAUCUUGGGCGAUUCAACUUCGACUUCAACUUUCCAUCGCCCCAAGCACCUAUCGAUGAUUUGAAUCCGGAUGGACCUCUGCACGACGACGAAGGGUUUGAACUGCCAGCCGUCGAUUUGGAACCAGAUCUUGGCCCUGGAUCCGAUGACAGCGACGAUGCCGGUGAUUUUACCGGUGGUUUCGGACUAGAACUUAACCUUCCGCAAAGAGUGACUCCAAGUGAGAGUCCUGGACUGAUUGGCGGAGGGUUGCGGGAUGGAGAGACCGUUAUACAGGGUUCAAAACAGAAGAAACUCUCGCGACAUGGAAUUCCUGUCCCCAAUUUGCCUGCAGGCGUCGUUAAAAAGCUGGCUACGCGCUUUGCACGAGCUCGAGCAGGGCCCAAGGCGAAAAUUAGCAAGUCCACUCUGGCGGCUAUUGAGCAAGCCUCUUCAUGGUAUUUUGAGCAAGUGGGCGAAGAUCUAGCUGCAUAUUCCAAACACGCUGGCCGCAAAACUAUCGAUGAGGCCGACGUUACAACCAUGAUGAGGAGGCAACGACAUCUCAAUAACACUACAACGGUAUUUUCUCUCGCACAAAAGCAUCUGCCCAAGGAGCUGCUGCAGGAUAUGAGACUCGCAAUGCCGCCAUGAUGAAUACUAUCUUACAGUAAACCGUAUAAUAGACAAGCAGAACCGACGCCUCCGUAUGCGCGAAACCAGCACGGCAAAACUACCAAUUCCGAUUCUGACGCACACGACGUGUGGCCUCGUUAGGCCUCUUUCGGAUAAUCAUCCACAGCAUGAUAGAUGUCGCAAGGGACAAUCCGUACCUGCAUGAAGUUAGCAACGAUUCCCGGCUGGGCCGCGAUAUGAAGCCCUGGGAGGCUCGAAAUGAACGUACCAUGUGAAGAUAUACUGGCUGUGGUUGUUUUUCAGGUUCACUUCGGCCGGUCGACCGAUCGGGAUGCCCUUUGCCUCCCUGUCGUACGACUCAACCAAAUCCGGGACUAAUAGACUCAGGUUAGCUGCAGCGUCUGCAGACUAGAUAGGAAAUUAGCUUACCCAUUGUCUGCUCAAUCCAAACCGGCUGACUGCCGGUCAAUUCAGCCAUCUGCUC